AUGUUCCAUACUUUUGAGAUCCACCGCAACGAGCAGCGCACAGCACGAGAUGAACGCCGUGGUCGUCGACCGGGCCUACGCGCCUGCAAGGAGUGUCGACGACGCAAGAUCCGCUGCACUGGCACUCAUCCAUGCGAGCCGUGUCUCUAUUACAAGAAGCCGGAGUUGUGUCGAUAUUCGGAUCCCCGGGUGCCUCGCAGAACGCUGGACGACAGCAUCGACACAGCCAAUCAGUACCGGUCGGUGGUGGAACAAUUAUUCCCGUCCGCUCCCGUGCAGUCACUGGUGUCGUUGUCGCGAGAGGAGCUGCUGGCGCUGUUGCGCGACAGCAUCCUGGUGUCAGAUGGACCCACACCGCAGCUUCCUGAGACCCCCGGAACGGACCAGAAUUCUCAUCCCUCGCAAGACGAUUCGCUGGAGAACACGGACGGCAACGAGUCGAACGACGUCUCGGACGAUGUCAAUGCGCUCUCCACCGUCACUCGCGCCCCGUCCACCUAUCUGGGCAUCUCCUCCAUCAACGCCGUGUUCCAGGUGCUCAAAUGGAUCGAUCCUGAGUCGCUGGAGCUGGCCGCGGCGGUCGAGGAGACUCCCUCGCCGGGCCCGGCGGGAGGGAGAUCCCCUUCGCUCACCAAACUGACCAACUCGGUCAUUCCGCAAUCUCAUUCCACUCAAUCAAACAACGAUCUCCAACUCCUUGAUGCCUACUUCGACUACAUCCACCCUUCUAUGCCUCUCGUCGACGAACGAGACUUCCGGCAAACGUAUCUCGCCGGCACUCGGCAGGACGACCAAUGGCUUGCCCUGCUGAACAUGGUUCUUGCCCUGGGUAGCAUCGCCCUCUACCCCGGUGACGACCCCUCGCACAUAGUCUAUUGCAAGCGGGUUCGCUCCUAUCUCUCGCUUGAGUCAUUGGGUACUGCACAUCUCGAGACCGUGCAGACCCUCGGUCUCAUGGCCGGCCAUUACCUGCAUUACAUCAGCCAGCCGAACCUGGCGUAUGUGCUGAUUGGCGCCGCCGUGCGGAUGGCCACGGCGCUGGGGCUGCACAAGGAAAACGCCGACAUCGACGAGAGCGAAAGCCGGCCCUUACGGCCGUCCGUGCCCGUCGAGCUGCGUCGCCGUAUCUGGUGGUCGCUGUAUUGUCUGGACACCUGGGGCAGCAUGACGCUGGGGCGGCCAACAUUGGGCCGUUCGUCGCUGGCAGUGACGACGCGGCCGCCCGUCCAGACCGUGGGAAUCAACUCCUCGUGUACGCUCAUUCUGGUCGAAAACAUCCGCUACUGCCAGAUCGCCACCCGCAUCCAAGAGGCUCUCGCCGCAUCGCCCCUGAUCCCCUACUCACAACUCCAAGACUUCGACAACGAGCUCCUCGACUGGUACGAGCAGCUGCCGGCGCUCCUGAAGUCCUACGAGCCCUGCUCGGACUCGAUCUAUACCGCGCGCACCCGCAUGCAGUGGAGUCUGCACAACCUGCGCAUUCUGCUCUACCGGCCGGUGCUGCUGAGCUUCGCGCUCCGCCGCGUCCCCUACGUAGCCCUGCACACCGAGCAGCGGCUCGCCAUCGACAAGUGCCGCAUGCUCGCCAACGAUGCGAUCCGCGACAUCGCGCAGGCCCGCAUCCACAACCCCACUGCCGCCUGGGGCGUCAUCUGGCAUCUGUUCCAGGCCACGCUCGUCCCGCUACUCAGCCUGAGCGUCGUGCUCACCAACACGGCGCCCAUCACCGACGCAGACCGCGAGCUGGUCCUUUCGUGCCGCGAGCAGGUCGAGAUUACCAUCGGCACGAUCUCGCGCAUCGAGGCCUGGCACCCCACCGCCCGCAAGAGCCUGAGCCUCAUCUCGCGUAUCCUCGCCGCAACCAAAGUCCGCUUCGCCGACCCUCCGCCACCAAUCUACCACCCCCAAACACAACCUCCCAACCAACCUCAAUCCCAAUCCCAACCGCAUUCCCAGGCCAUGAACCCGGCCCUCCAGGUCCCCGUCAUGACCGGCAUGCCCUCCAUCUACACCGAGAACGAGCUGAGUCUGCCCAGCCAGGAGGUCUGGGACUACAUCAGCUGGACGGGCCACCGGGCGUGGCCGGAUACGCUGGCGUCGCAGGUGCCGAAUCCGGAUUUCUGGUCCGCGCCGGGCUGGUGGCAAUGA
Messenger RNA from Aspergillus clavatus NRRL 1, 2148 nucleotides. Its product is annotated as putative C6 transcription factor. Lineage: Eukaryota; Fungi; Ascomycota; Eurotiomycetes; Eurotiales; Aspergillaceae. Gene Ontology annotation, molecular function: zinc ion binding; DNA-binding transcription factor activity, RNA polymerase II-specific; RNA polymerase II cis-regulatory region sequence-specific DNA binding. Gene Ontology annotation, cellular component: nucleus. Gene Ontology annotation, biological process: positive regulation of transcription from RNA polymerase II promoter by galactose; DNA-templated transcription. The transcript is spliced from 3 exons. The record is from RefSeq and is a predicted model, not a curated record. Bases 1 to 2148 code for a protein of 715 amino acids.